CACUGAGAAAUUUGAAGAAGCUUUUGUUUUGUUUUGUUUUUGUCUCUGUUUGCAAUGGAGGAAUCCGUCGAUAAUCCCCACUGUUCCGAUUCGACUGUUCCUGACGCCGAUGGAGGAGUGGAAUAUUAUUCCUCCAGUGAAGACGAGAGUGGAUCCUAUUGGAAAGAUUUGAUGCCCGAGGGGAACAGUGAAUCAGAGUUGUCCAGCUUGGACAAAGGAACUGCGGAUAAUUGGAUCCAGCGCAACCCUUCCAUGGUCCGCCUCACAGGGAAUCACCCCUUCAACUCGGAGGCACCACUAAACCGACUCAUGCAGCACGGCUUCAUCACGCCAGUCCCCCUCCACUACGUUCGCAACCACGGUGCAGUCCCCAAGGCCUCAUGGGACGACUGGACCGUGGAGGUAUCUGGACUCGUUAAGCGACGCGAAACAUUCACCAUGGACCAACUCAUGAACAGCUUCCCCAGACGGGAGUUCCCUGUCACGCUGGUAUGCGCCGGUAACCGCCGGGGAGAGCAGAAAAUGAUAAAGCAGACGAAAGGCUUCUACUGGGGGGCGGCCGCGGUGUCCACUUCAGUGUGGGUCGGCGUACGCUUACGCGAUGUUCUGAAACGGUGCGGCAUCAUGAGCCGCAAGCAAGGAGGAUUGAAUGUGUGUUUCGAAGGGGCGGAAGAUCUACCCGGUGGAGGCGGCUACAAGUAUGGAACCAGCAUUAAAAAGGAAAUAGCGAUGGAUCCGGCGCGAGACAUCAUAUUAGCUUACAUGCAGAACGGUGAACGGUUAUCACCAGAUCAUGGCUUCCCCGUGAGGAUGAUCAUUCCAGGGUUCAUUGGGGGCCGUAUGGUAAAAUGGCUCAAGCGUAUAAUCGUCACCCGCCAAGAAUCUGACAGUUAUUACCAUUACAACGACAACAGAGUGCUCCCUUCUCACGUCGACGACGACCUAGCGAAGGCCGAAGACUGGUGGCACAAGCCGGAGUACAUCAUCAAUGAACUGAACAUCAACUCCGUCAUCACCACACCAGGCCACGAAGAAACCAUACUCAUCGACUCCUGCAGGAUCCAGAAGCCCUACACGUUGAGGGGCUACGCGUACUCUGGAGGAGGGAAGAAAGUGACACGUGUGGAAGUGACGACCAAUGGAGGGGAAACGUGGCAAGUGUGCAGAGUGGACCACCCAGAGAAGCCCAACAAAUACGGCAAGUACUGGUGCUGGUGCUUCUGGUCACUAGAGGUGGAGGUGCUGGACCUGCUUGGUGCCAAAGAGAUUGCGGUUCGAGCCUGGGAUGAGACUCUCAACACCCAACCAGAGAAGCUCAUCUGGAACGUCAUGGGAAUGAUGAACAACUGCUGGUUCAGAGUGAAAACGCACUUGUACAAGUCGCCCGAGGGAGAGAUUGGAAUCGUGUUCGAGCAUCCAACUCUCCCAGGAAACCAAGCCAGAGGAUGGAUGGCGCGUGAACAGAACGCCAACUCAACUCCGCAGGAGAAUGUCUCACCCCGUUCCAAAUUGACGUACUCCAUGUCCGAGGUCAAAAAACACAACUCAGACCACUCCACAUGGAUCGUCAUCCACGGCCACGUCUACGAUUGCACCCGCUUCCUCAAAUACCACCCUGGCGGUACCGACAGCAUCCUCACCAAAGCUGGCACCGACUGCACUGAGGAGUUCGACGCCAUACACUCUGAUAAAGCCAAAAAGCUUCUCGAGGACUAUCGAAUUGGUGAGUUGAUGACCACCGGUUACACCUCCGACUCCUCUGCAUCAUCUCCCAACACCUCAGUACAUGGGGCCUCCAACUUGACUGACCUUGCUCCUAUCAAGGGUUUAACCCCAUUGAGAAGCGUUGCACUCGUUCCUCGUGAGAAAAUCCCAUGCAAGCUCGUCUCCAGGGAUUCCAUCUCACAUGGCGUACGUCGUUUUCGAUUUGCAUUGCCGUCUAAAGAUCAAGUUUUGGGAUUACCCGUAGGAAAGCACAUAUUCCUGUGUGCUGCCAUUGAUGGUAAGCUGUGCAAGCGAGCCUACACCCCGACUAGCAACAUUAAUGAAGUGGGCUUCUUCGAGCUUGUGGUUAAGAUUUACUUCAAUGUUGGCCUCAUGUCGCAGUACUUGGACUCGCUUCCAUUGGGGGCCACAUUGGACGUGGAGGGUCCAUCGGGUAACAUAGAAUAUACUGGGCGUGGUUACUUUCUUGUGAGUGACGAACGGAAACCCAAGUUUGCCAAGCUGGCCAUGAUGGCAGGAGGCACUGGGAUCACGCCCAUCUAUCAGAUUAUUCAAGCUGUGUUGAACGAUCCAGGGGAUGAUACCGAGAUGUAUUUGGUGUAUGCUAAUCACACUGAAGCUGAUAUAUUGCUGCGGGAGAGGCUUGAUGAUUGGGCUAGAAAGCAUGAGAGGAGGUUGAGGGUAUGGUAUGUGGUGAGUAAGACCACAAGCCAAGAGUGGAAAUACAGUUCGGGUCACAUCACAGAAGAUAUUCUCAAGGAGCACAUCCCACCUGCUACUGAUACUUUGGCUCUGGCCUGUGGUCCACCGCAGAUGAUUGAGCUUGCGGUGAAACCCAACUUGGAGAAGUUGGGCUACGAUAUUAACAAUGCUUUGUUGGUGUUCUAAAUGAUGGGGAGAGACGGAAGGCUACCUCAUGUAUUUCGGUCUUUCUUCCUGUGGUAAAAUAAAGAAAAUCGGUCAAAAGAGGUUCAGCCUGUGUUCGGUUAAUGUAACAUUUUUCUGCUAUGGGGAACCCAAAAAAUAAAAAUAAAAAAACAAAAAUAUGUU
Vitis riparia (riverbank grape) is the source of this 2775-nucleotide messenger RNA. Its product is annotated as nitrate reductase [NADH]-like. The record is from RefSeq and is a predicted model, not a curated record. The transcript is spliced from 4 exons. Bases 55 to 2613 code for a protein of 852 amino acids. Gene Ontology annotation, biological process: nitrate assimilation; nitric oxide biosynthetic process. Lineage: Eukaryota; Viridiplantae; Streptophyta; Magnoliopsida; Vitales; Vitaceae. Gene Ontology annotation, molecular function: heme binding; nitrate reductase (NADPH) activity; molybdopterin cofactor binding.